This is a messenger RNA of Perca flavescens (yellow perch), 3844 nucleotides long. RefSeq names its product growth hormone receptor b (gene ghrb). Gene Ontology annotation, biological process: cytokine-mediated signaling pathway. The coding region runs from base 368 to 2098 and encodes 576 amino acids. Gene Ontology annotation, cellular component: external side of plasma membrane. Gene Ontology annotation, molecular function: protein binding; cytokine receptor activity. The record is from RefSeq and is a predicted model, not a curated record. NCBI's taxonomy places the organism in Eukaryota, Metazoa, Chordata, Actinopteri, Perciformes, Percidae. The transcript has 9 exons.
CCAUCAUAUGUGCCUUAGCGUAGGAACAACAGGGAGACUGUUAGCACAGCUGUGCUGGUGCUGCUUCCACUGCUGCGGCUCCGCACACAGACUUUUUAGACCGUCAGCCAGUGAGUGAGGCUGGGCUUCUUCGACAGCGUUAACCCCCCUCCUGCUGCUUGCACGGACCUCGGUUAAACACAUUCCCGGUUGUUGUUUUUUUAGAGGGUGUCCGCGGUCUGUUUAGAAGAUUUUGGAGUUAAUUCGUGUGUGUGUCUGUCUGUGUGUGUGAUUUCGAUGUUGUUGCUGUUUAAUCAACGGAACGUGCGAGACCUUUAGGACGGAGAGCCCACGUCCGUCCACUUCACCACAGCUGCGGCUCAACACCAUGGCUGCCGCUCUCCUCAAGCUCUUCUUCUUCCUUCACACCUUCGCUGCCUCAGCGCUGGAAUCGGCCUCUGAGCGAGUCCUCCCCGAGGUCCAGCCACACCUCACCAGCUGUGCCUCUGCCAACAUGGAGACUUUCCGCUGCCGAUGGAACACCGGGACAUCCCAGAGCCUCUCCCAGCCAGGAGACCUGCGCUUAUUCUACAUUAUCAAACUACCCCCCGACAGUUCUCCCAAAGAGUGGCGGCAGUGUCCCCACUACAGCACUGACAGGCCGAACGAGUGCUUUUUCAACGAGAACCACACGUCCAUCUGGACAUCUUACAGCAUCCAGCUUCGCUCCAGGGAUCAAGCCCACCUCUAUGACGAGAAGCACUUCCAUGUUCAAGACAUCGUGCAACCGGAUCCUCCAGUCGGCCUGAACUGGACCGUGCUGAAUGUGAGUUUGACCGGCACCCACUAUGACAUCAUGCUGAGCUGGAAGCCGCCUCAGUCGGCAGACGUGGAGAUGGGAUGGAUGACGCUGCAGUACGAGGUCCAGUACCGCGACGUCAACUCUAACCAGUGGGAAGUGGUCGACCUUGUGAAAAGUACAAAGUGCUCCGUUUAUGGACUUCAAACUAACGUCAAUCACGAGAUUCGGGUCCGGUGCAAAAUGCUCGCUGGGAAAGAGUUUGGAGAGUUCAGCGACUCUUUAUUUGUGCUCGUCCCGUCUAAAAUGUCGAGCUUACCAGUGGUGGCCUUGCUCGUCUUGGGUGCCCUGUGCUUAGUGACCAUCAUGAUGUUAGUGAUCAUAUCGCAGCAGGAAAAGUUGAUGGUUUUUCUUUUGCCUCCUGUUCCUGGACCUAAAAUAAGAGGAAUUGACCCUGAACUACUCAAGAAAGGGAAGCUGCGGGAGUUGACAUCCAUCCUGGGCGGCCCUCCCCAUCUGAGGCCGGAGCUGUACUACAACGACCCGUGGGUGGAAUUCAUCGACCUGGACAUGGAGGAGCAGAACGAGCGACUGACGGACCUGGACACGGAUCGUCUGGUGGAGUGCUCGCUGUCCUCCAGCAACUCUCCCCCGUCCAUCGGCUUCAGAGACGACGACGACUCGGGCCGGGCCAGCUGCUGCGACCCCGAUCUCCCCAGCGAGCCGGAAGCGUCGCCGUUCGUUCGUCUGAUCCCGAACCAAACCCGAGGCGAGGACCCGUCGCGCCCGCCCGCCCGCGAGCCGAGACCCCCGGCCCAGAGCCCCGCGGCCGGGGAGCCUCGGUCUGUAGCGCCGGGCCGAGAGGCGCUGUACACCAAAGUGAGCGAGGUGAGGCCGUCUGGCAAAGUGCUGCUGUCGCCCGAGGAACAGACCGGCCGAGACGCCGAGAAAGACGCCGCGGCGCAGAAAGAGACCGACAAAAACCAGUUCCGGCUCCUGGUGGUGAAUCCGGAUCGCGGCGGUUACGCCUCGGAGCUCGACGCAGGGAAAAUGAGCCCCGGAUUGUCCAUGGGAGACACGAGCGAACCCUGCCAGACAGACGGAGACUUGAGCUAUUCACCAUCCCGCGAAUCGGAUGGCAACCCCAUGUCCCCUCUUUCCCCCGCGCCUGUCUACACCGUGGUCGAGGGUGUCGACAGGCAGAACAGCCUUUUACUGACUCCCAACUCGACACCAGCCCCCCAGCUGGUAAUCCCAAAAGUCUUGCCGACGCCAGGCGGCUACCUGACCCCUGAGCUUAUGGGAAGCAUCACGCCCUAGGUCAGCGGUGAACUUGCAAAAAGUUAAAGACUUUUCAAUCCAAGGCACGGAUAAGCUUAGAGACCGUCUUUAUUAAGGGGGCCCAAGGUUGAGUGUUGAAUAUCAGAACUUGGAAGACAUCUGUGCCCCGCCCCCCAACACGGCUGUAAAGGGUUUGUUGGAGGUUUGUAAAAAUGUGGGUUUUUUUCAGCAAAAUGGCAAAGAGAAAAUCUUAUCAUUCAUAGGGUCUGGCAUCGUUUGGAUUCUAACAAUUCCGAUUCUGAUUCUUCUUUUGGAUUCCGGUUCUUAUCAAUUCCCAUUCUCUGAGGGAGGGAGUUGAAUUUUUUUCCCCCUAACUAAUUUUACUGUAGUUUCAGCUCAAGUGGUUAGUUUGGUUCCGUUCGUCUUCUCAUUUUCAGCGUAGCUCGUAAUCGCUAGGCACGUGGCUAACAGUUGUCUGACACAUCACAACUUACUGUUCAUGGGAAAUGUAGGAUUAGCACCACAAGCAAGUGUUGUCAGAUAAAGAUUACGUUUCCAAGGCUAAAACGCACAAAACCGCCCCACGGAUCAAUCCGGAAACACUGACUUGUCGCAUCGUUUCUGCACCCUGCCGAUGCAAACAGACACCUCGCUUCAUUCAUCACCAGACAAAUUGGCUAGAAACUUUAAAAUGUUACCAAUUUAAAGCCCUGACUGCAACACAACAAGCCCAUGGAAGUACGUUGGCCGCCGCGGAGACCCAAACUUGCGCAUUAAACUUGGAUCCGAUGAUCAGAUUCGAAACCAAAUUUUCCAAACGAUUUCAUUAAAAAAACUAAAUAUUCCAUUGGAAACAUAACGUUUGAAAUGACUCCCAAGUUGUAACCGGUUCUCGAUGCCCGUCCCUAUCAUUUGGAGUCAAAUUUCUUUCUAAUGUCCAAUAUUUACUCUCCUUUAACUCUUCUGGUUUGGUUUCUGAAAAAUAUUUGUCUCUUCUAGCAGCUAAAUGCUCUACAGUCUUCACCAGCUAGUCGCUCAUUUUGUGUGUCUGCAGUUUGGUGCUAUAAGCCAAGAGUUGCAGAGUUGGUGGCAAUUUUCUGUGGUUUUGUCACUAGGAGUCCCGUCUUUGACAUUAUAGGUAGUUAUUUAGUUCAGUGUUGACAUAGAAAAUAUUGAAAUAAGCUUUAAAUAAGAGUACAUUUAAUUGUACCGUCACACGGUUCCUUCUUAUCAUCUUGUACAUAUCAAAAGCUUUCAUUUUGAUAAAAAUCAGGUCAUAUCUACUCUGUGAAAGUUCCUUUUUAUGAAUCCAACAUUUUUGUAUGCUUUUCAUAAUGUUUUCAUUCCUUUUUCAGGCUUUACGGUCAGUAUUGCCACAAUGAAAAUGUCAUUUAACUAAUAAGAAACUCAGCCUUUUUUUAUACUCAGCAUUAUUGGGGUUCAUAUAUCAUGUUUGUGCCAACACAUGAACUCCCGGAAAAGUAAAAUACAGCAUGGCAUGUACGCAUGUAAAAUGAUCACCUGAAAAUAUUGGAUGCUUAUUCUUUUGAUGCCAUUUUUUAAAAUGUAUUUUCUAAACUGAAAUGUUUUCAGAGCCAACAGCCGAAAUAAUUUGAAUUGUCAGUCUUAUGCGCAGUCAUUGUUCUUUCUUUUUGAGUGCACCAGUUUGUAUUUUUCAGUUGCUUAUUGGUCGGCAUACAUUUCAUGCAAAUUUUGGGAAAACGUGGUUGAAUUUGUAAAGUUACUGCGUUAUAAGUGUAACAAAUAAACAACUUUCAUACUUUU